AUGGCUCAUGUCACAGAGCCCCUCAUGGCUCAUGGCACAGAGCCCCUCAUGGCUCAUGGCACAGAGCCCCUCAUGGCUCAUGGCACAGAGCCCCUCAUGGCUCAUGGCACAGAGCCCCUCAUGGCUCAUGGCACACAUGGCUCAUGGCACAGAGCCCCUCAUGGCUCAUGGCACAGAGCCCCUCAUGGCUCAUGGCACACAUGGCUCAUGGCACAGAGAUGGCUCAUGGCACAGAGCUCUUCAUGGCUCAUGGCACAGAGCCCCUCAUGGCUCAUGGCAAGAGCCCCUCAUGGCUCAUGCACAGAGCCCCUCAUGGCUCAUGGCACAGAGCCCCUCAUGGCUCAUGGCACAGAGCCCCUCAUGGCUCAUGGCACGGAGCCCCUCAUGGCUCAUGGCACAGAGCCCCUCAUGGCUCAUGGCACAGAGCCCCUCAUGGCUCAUGGCACAGAGCCCCUCAUGGCUCAUGGCACAGAGCCCCUCGUGGCUCAUGGCACAGAGCCCCUCAUGGCUCAUGGCACAGAGCCCCUCGUGGCUCAUGGCACAGAGCCCCUCAUGGCUUAUGGCACAGAGCCCCUCAUGGCUCAUGGCACAGAGCCCCUCAUGGCUCAUGGCACAGAGCCCCUCAUGGCUCAUGGCACAGAGCCCCUCAUGGCUCAUGGCACAGAACCCCUCAUCGCUCAUGGCACAGAGCCACUCAUGGCUCAUGGCACAGAGCCCCUCAUGGCUCAUGGCACAGAGCCCCUCAUGGCUCAUGGCACAGAGCCCCUCAUGGCUCAUGGCACAGCCCCUCAUGGCUCAUGGCACAGAGCCCCUCAUGGCUCAUGGCACAGAGCCCCUCAUGGCUCAUGGAACACAUGGCUCAUGGCACAGAGCCCCUCAUGGCUCAUGGCACAGAGCCCCUCGUGGCUCAUGGCACAGAGCCCCUCAUGGCUCAUGGCACAGAGCCCCUCAUGGCUCAUGGCACAGAGCCCCUCAUGGCUCAUGGCACAGAGCCCCUCAUGGCUCAUGGCACAGAGCCCCUCAUGGCUCAUGGCACAGAACCCCUCAUUGCUCAUGGCACAGAGCCACUCAUGGCUCAUGGCACAGAGCCCCUCAUGGCUCAUGGCACAGAGCCCCUCAUGGCUCAUGGCACAGCCCCUCAUGGCUCAUGGCACAGAGCCCCUCAUGGCUCAUGGCACAGAGCCCCUCAUGGCUCAUGGAACACAUGGCUCAUGGCACAGAGCCCCUCAUGGCUCAUGGCACAGAGCCCCUCGUGGCUCAUGGCACAGAGCCCCUCAUGGCUCAUGGCACAGAGCCCCUCAUGGCUCAUGGCACAGAGCCCCUCAUGGCUCAUGGAACACAUGGCUCAUGGCACAGAGCCCCUCAUGGCUCAUGGCACAGAGCCCCUCGUGGCUCAUGGCACAGAGCCCCUCAUGGCUCAUGGCACAGAGCCCCUCAUGGCUCAUGGCACAGAGCCCCUCAUGGCUCAUGGCACAGAGCCCCUCAUGGCUCAUGGCACAGAGCCCCUCAUGGCUCAUGGCACAGAGCCCCUCAUGGCUCAUGGCACAGAACCCCUCAUCGCUCAUGGCACAGAGCCACUCAUGGCUCAUGGCACAGAGCCCCUCAUGGCUCAUGGCACAGAGCCCCUCAUGGCUCAUGGCACAGCCACUCAUGGCUCAUGGCACAGAGCCCCUCAUGGCUCAUGGCACAGAGCCCCUCAUGGCUCAUGGCACAGCCCCUCAUGGCUCAUGGCACAGAGCCCCUCAUGGCUCAUGGCACAGAGCCCCUCAUGGCUCAUGGUACAGAGCCCCUCAUGGCUCAUGGCAAGAGCCCCUCAUGGCUCAUGGCACAGAGCCCCUCAUGGCUCAUGGCACAGAGCCCCUCAUGGCUCAUGGCACAAAUGGCUCAUGGCACACAUGGCUCAUGGCACAGAGAUGGCUCAUGGCACAGAGCUCUUCAUGGCUCAUGGCACAGAGCCCCUCAUGGCUCAUGGCAAGAGCCCCUCAUGGCUCAUGCACAGAGCCCCUCAUGGCUCAUGGCACAGAGCCCCUCAUGGCUCAUGGCACAGAGCCCCUCAUGGCUCAUGGCACAGAGCCCCUCAAGGCUCAUGGCACAGAGCCCCUCAUGGCUCAUGAGCCCCUCAUGGCUCAUGGCACAGAGCCCCUCAUGGCUCAUGGCACAGAGCCCCUCAUGGCUCAUGGCACAGAGCCCCUCAUGGCUCAUGGCACAGAUCCCCUCAUGGCUCAUGGCACAGAGCCCUUCAUGGCUCAUGGCACAGAGCCCCUCAUGGCUCAUGGCACAGAGCCCCUCAUGGCUCAUGGCACAGAGCCCCUCAUGGCUCAUGGCACAGAGCCCCUCAUGGCUCAUGGCACAGAGCCCCUCAUGGCUCAUGGCACAGAGCCCCUCAUGGCUCAUGGCACAGAGCCCCUCAUGGCUCAUAACACCGAGCCCCUCAUGGCUCAUGGCACAGAGCCCCUCAUGACCUGA
Molecule: messenger RNA, 2466 nt
Organism: Closterium sp. Naga37s-1
Lineage: Eukaryota; Viridiplantae; Streptophyta; Zygnematophyceae; Desmidiales; Closteriaceae
Source: the annotation of a GenBank genome assembly